UUGAUUAUUCAUGCCUGUCGAAGACGAAAAAAUCUCAACCUUCUCUACAAUUUCGUGCAACCCUUUCUCCCCGACAGAGGUCGUGCAACCGUUUGACUAAGGCAGAGGACAAAAAAACAGAUGUCUCGAGCUCAGUGAGAUAAUCGGAGAAGUUAUAACCAACCCUAGUGAGGAAGACGCGCCAAGUAUAUUUUGAGAUCUUUAAGAUCCAAAAAGUUCAACUUUUUAGAUGUUGAGAUUUCGAAAAUGGCGCAAUUUUGGAAAUUUUUUUCGACCAUCCAGAAGACGGAUAUGUAUAUAAUAGACGAAAAUAUGAAUGUAAUUAAUUGUUGUUUUUGAUAGAUUUGUAAUAAUGGUAAAUAUAACCAAUUUAUGCGUAAUUUUCUCUUAUUGAUAUAUAAAAAUAUUUUUUAAAAAUCGAAAAUGACAAAUUUUUUUAGAUAAAAUUUUAGACCAUUAUUUUUUUUACAUUUUUUUUUUUUUUGAGGAACCAGCACUCUACGUCUUAAAAAGAUGGAUGUGUGAUGUCUACGAAAGGCACAAAUUCUUUUGGCAAAACAGGUUCAUUUUUUAUCCGCUUCAUAAUAAUAUUUUUAAAAUAAAAAGUUAAUUUUAAAAUUUCAAAUUCUUACACAGCUAGAUCAAGCCAUCCAAUGGUCUCUCUUCAAUCUGAGAACAGUAUUUUUCGGCCACACAGAGCUAUUAUUUUUUUCCUUUUUUAGAUGUUUACAUCCCAUAUAUGCAGACAAAUUUAGAAUGAAGUUCAAAUUCUCCAUUUAAAUAGCACAGAUCAUGGAGGGUUUGCAAUUUCCAGGUAGAGUGGGGGCUCAUAUUACUCGGUUUCGAGUCAGAAAUACACAUAGAGAGUUGGGGCUGUUUAUCUUGCUCUAAUCAUUUUCUAUCUCGCAGUUGUUCUUGAAUAUCUUUGUAGCCGAGGAUGUUGUUUUGCUCGUUAAUUCUCAUGGAUUCAAGGUCUCAUUGCUCCUCAUUCCUAGAGUUAAAGAGAAAAAGUAAUGAGAACUCUAGGUUUUCUGAAUCCGAAUAAGCUGCAGAGAUCAGCAUUUCUGAACCAGGAGAAUCUCGAAUUUUACUGCUUCAUACUCCUGAUAGCUGUUUACUACCCUCUAUGAAGAAAAGAGGUACAAUCCAAACCCCCCUAAGCCUAACCAAAAUUUGGACGAAACUAGAAACUCAUGUGCAAAACGACUAUCAUCAUUGAAACACUAUGCCAUUUCCUUUCGCACCCAGCCCCCACCCUAGCCACCCUCGCCCAAGCCCACACGCAUGUGCUCACCCUCGGCCUCUCACACCACCCUGCCUUUGUGGCCAAGCUGGUGACCCUCUAUGCACGGCUCAACCUCCCUUCCUGUGCUGCACGUGCCUUUGAUGCCGUCCCCUCACACCAGGCCGAUACCUUCCUAUGGAAUGCUCUCAUCCAAUCCCAAGCAUCAAACAACCUUCCUUACUUGUCCUUGUGCACCUACAUGCGCAUGAGACGCUCGUGCGUCGAACCUGAUGGCUUCACUUAUCCCCUCAUUUUGUCGGCUUGUGCCAAGGCCCACGUACCAUGGCUUGGCUUGUGCGCACAUGCAACAGCCCUGAGGCUUGGCUUGGUGGGCCUUGACCCAGCCAUUGGCUCGGGUCUUAUGUAUAUGUAUGCAAAGUUUGGGUUUCUUGGUCUGGCACGCCAAGUGUUCGACGAAAUGUCUGAGAGAGAUGAGGUUUCUUGGACCACUUUGAUUGUUGGGUAUGUUCAGAAUAAACACUUUGAGCUUGGGUUGGGCUGCUUAAAAGCCAUGGUUAUAGAAGGUGGGGUUGAAAAGAGGCCUGGUUAUAGGGCCAUUGAAGUGGGUUUUCAGGCUUCUGCGAGCUUGGGGGAGGCUAUGGUGGGGAGUUGUAUACAUGGGUUCUCUAUAAAAUUAGGGAUUGGAUGUGCUUCCUCUGUUCUGGGUUUGUAUUGUAAAUGUGGGUGGUUGAGAGAAGGUUAUGUUGCUUUUAUGGAAUUGGAAGAGAGGGAUUUGAUCUCGUGGACUGAGAUUAUAGCUUUGUAUGCAAGGAUUGGUUUUGGGUUCAAGUGCCUGGAGCUUUUUAAUGGAUUGUUGAGUUCUGCGCUGAGUCCGGAUGGGGUUGUUAUCGGGUGUGCACUAAUGGGAUCUGUGAAAACAGGGGUUUUGAAUCAGGGGAAGUGUGUUCAUGGACUGGUUUUGAGGAGGGGCUUCUUGUUUUCUGAGUUUGAAUUCAACAAUCAGGUUAAUACUUCUUUGCUUUCUAUGUACUGUAAAUUUGGUCAUUUAGAUCUCUCGAGAAAAGUGUUUGAUGCCCUGCCUCAAAGAGUUGCAGAGUCUUGGAGUGCCAUUAUAGUUGGGCUUUUUGAGCAUGGGCAGUGUCUCAAAUGUUUAGAAUUCUUUAGGAAUAUGAAAUUAGGUGGUUUUUGCACCGAUUCAAAUUGCUUGGUCGCUGUCAUCUCCUCAUGUUCACAGUUAGGAGCUCUAUGUUUUGGCAAGAGUGUUCAUUGUUACAUUAUCAAAACCUUAACUGAAUGUGAGGCUUCAGUCUCAGUGGAUAAUUCUCUUAUAGCUAUGUAUUCAGAAUGUGGGGAUUUGGGCACAGCACAUGUGAUUUUUGACAAAACUCAAAGAGAUAUCAUCUCUUGGAACACCAUGAUCGCUGCCCAUGUGCAUAGUGGAAAAGCAAGUGAAGCUCUCUCUCUCUUCAAGCAAAUGCGAGAAGAGAAAAUAGAACUUGAUUCAGUUACACUCGUAAGUGUAUUGCCCGCUUGUUCUCAACUUGCCACUUUAGAAGAAGGUAUUUGGAUACACAAUUACAUCAAUAAUUCAGGUAUAGAAAUCAACAUUCCUUUGGGUACUGCACUAGUUGACAUGUAUGCAAAAUGUGGAGAACUCGAAUCCUCGAAAGAGGUUUUUUAUAACAUGCCUCAAAGAGAUGUAAUCUCUUGGAAUGCUAUGAUUUCUGGUUAUGCUAUGCAUGGCAAAGCCAUGGAUGCAUUUGAAGUCUUUGUCCAAAUGCUAAAAUCAGGCACAAAACCUAAUGAUGUUACAUUUCUUGGUGUUCUCGAAGCUUGUAGCCAUGGAGGACUUGUUAAGUUUGGUAAGAAGCUAUUUGUAACCAUGAAAGCCUACUCUGUUGUGCCAACACUCAAGCAUUAUGCAUGCAUGGUGGACCUUUUAGGGAGAGCAGGCAAUUUGGAUGAGGCCAAUGAAUUGAUAAAUGCAAUGCCUAUGGCUCCAGACCAUGGGAUUUGGGGUGCUUUGCUUGGAGCUUGUAAAAUUCAUGGAGAGAUUGAACUAGGGGAACAAGUUGCUGAACAUUUAUUUCAAUUGGACCCAAACAAUGAUGGGUAUUAUAUUCUUUUGUCGAAUAUCUACGCUUCAGCUAAGAGGUGGAGGGAUGCACAGAGGGUGAGGGACCUGAUGGUGGAGAGAGGAGUGAGAAAGAAGCCCGGUUGGAGCUCAGUGGAAGUUGAGGGUGGAUUUAAUGUGUUUUUGGUGGGUGAUAGUUCUCAUCCUGCAUAUGAAGAGAUGUGUUUUAUAUUGAAAGGACUGUUAAGCCCAAUGGAAGAGCUAGGUUAUGUUCCUAGCACAGUCUAUGAGCCAUAGAACUAGGAGCCUUUGUAAUUGUAAUUUGUUGUCAUUCUUUUGGGUGGGUAAAUUGGGAUAUUAAUUACUAUUGAAACAUCAUGUUUUUCAUUCAUCUUUCAUUCGUAAGUGGGAACUUGAAGGACAUUUUGGCCAUAAGAUCAAAAAGGGGAAAAUCUUCAAGAGGCCAUUGAAAUUCAAAAUUUUGGAUUUGAUUUGUUAUAAAAUGUUAAUAGAGGUUAAUAGAGGAGAUUUGGGUGAUUUAAAGCUCAAGGUUUAUUCAAAAUAUCGAGGAUCAGAGAUCUGGUUACGAAGCAACAUGGUGAUAUGUUUUCUGUCAUGGAGAGUUCUGGAAUAUGUAAUGUGGAUCCUCACCAAGGUAAUGGGAUUGCUUUUGUAAAUUUUUUUUUUAUGUUGUAGCAUCAUUUUGUUAUAAAGCACCCUAUGGUAAAAUUCCUCCUUUUCUGGUGUUCAUUCUUGAAUUACCAUGCUGUAGUCAUUGGCCAACCUUUUUUCUUUUGGGAAGCCUCAGUUCUACUGCCCAAGUCAUUCAUAAUUUCGAACUCGCCACCUGUUUUUUUUUAUCUUCACCCAACUUUCAAAUGUCUUCCAUUAGUGUCACAGCACUUUUAGAUUUUUUUGUUCUUUUUUUAAUUUGUUUCCCAAAAAUCCACUUUUUACCUUCCCAAACCCCAACCAUAGUCCUUCUCAAACCAGAACCCAAAAUCUCAGCCUCCUCUUUCCUCCCGAGUCAAUCUGGUUGAAAAAUACUAGUUACUCUCUGGCUCUCUCUCCAUACCCGAACUUGGAAGCUUCAAGUUGUGUCCGUGGAGAGGAGUUGUAUAAAAAUAAGCAUAUGAUUGUUACCUUGUAGAGUGGCCUGUGAUUUUGAGCUACAGUCUUAUCUAGGACAAGGAAUUGUAGAGAGAGAGGCCUGUGGAUUUUGAGUAGAGGAUAGAAAGAGCCGUUAAUAAGGAAGUGGAGAUGGAAACACCAAGGUCUUUUUGGUUGGAUCUCUUUAUCUCUCUCUCUCUCUCUCUCUUAAGUUCAUUUAUAGGUUUGGAGUAGAUACUUAUAUCUUUAGGUUCCCAACCCAGAUCAUUUCAGUUUUGAAGGCCUUUUAUUAUUGAGUUUCUCUUUAAUUACCAUUCAUAGGAAACUUGUCACCAUGGCAGUUUAAUGACCGUUGGAUUUGGAAUGUACCUACAUAGUCGUGGAUCGAUGCUACCACCAUUCUCCUUAUUGGUUCCACCUUUAACCUUUUAGCCGUGUCCCUUUACCCUACAUAGAAACCUUUUGCAAUACCCAAUGACCUUUGCUGCAGAAUCUCUUCCACAUUAUAGAUUCCCAAACUUGCUUGGUACUAAGGGAGCGAGGUUGUAAUACAGUGCUAAAAUAAAAAUGUAUUAGAC
Molecule: messenger RNA, 5008 nt
Organism: Amborella trichopoda
Lineage: Eukaryota; Viridiplantae; Streptophyta; Magnoliopsida; Amborellales; Amborellaceae
Source: RefSeq, a predicted model, not a curated record